This is a messenger RNA of Tripterygium wilfordii, 1311 nucleotides long. RefSeq names its product protein PAM68, chloroplastic-like. The record is from RefSeq and is a predicted model, not a curated record. The transcript has 3 exons. NCBI's taxonomy places the organism in Eukaryota, Viridiplantae, Streptophyta, Magnoliopsida, Celastrales, Celastraceae. Bases 262 to 1029 code for a protein of 255 amino acids.
AAAAUGGGCCGAUUUAGCAAGAUGAGCCGCAAAAGAAAUAGUCCGGCCUGGCCCAAAUAGUGUGGCCAUCACUCAUCAGUUCUAGAAAUCCAGUCUCAGCCCAUCCAAAUCGCCAUUUACAACUGCGAAGGUGCAAAGGCAUAAGCUGCAACCUUAUCACUUUCCCAGUUGCGAUGGCACUACAGGUCACCUCCAGUGGCUUCUCUUUCAUGGGGUUUUAGGUUAGUCUCUGUUGAAUCUUGUGAUUAUCUUGAAGCAAGAAUGGCUGCAGUAGCAGGGAUAGUGAAGCUAUCUUCAUCAUCAAUAUCAUUAGCAUGGCACUACAGGCUGUAUCAAGUACAUUCGUCUUCCAAGAUUGAGUACAGACAUGAACAACCAUAUGCGGAUCAAAAUUGUUGGACCCUCUACACCAGCAGUUGCUUGGAAAAACUUAGAAAUGCCGGCUUCUCUAAAUGUAAACCAAAAACCUUGAAGCCCUGCUUAUGUUUUGCGCCAAAUUACCCUGCUGAUUUGCACCAAAAUCAAACUCACUUGGCGCUCUUGACACCUCUGUAUGCAAGCUUGAAAGGUCCAAGAGGCUUUGGACCAGCUCCUAAGAAAACCAAAAAGGAAAAGAUGUCGAGGACUACCAGCAUUGAUGACGAUGACUAUGAUGAAAUGGAAGAACGGGAUGGAGGCGUAAUUCCAGAGAUAGUGACUAACAGAAUGAUAAGUAGAAUGGGUUUGUCGGUGGGGAUUCCACUAUUUAUUGGCCUGCUGUUCUUCCCUUUCUUUUAUUAUCUGAAGGCGGUUCAAAAGAUUGAUAUUCCUACAUGGGUGCCUUUGAUAGUGUCCUUCUUCUUCUUUGGAACAGCUCUGCUGGGUGUGAGUUAUGGUAUUGUGUCCUCCAGCUGGGAUCCCAUGAGAGAAGGCUCACUCUUGGGUUGGAAUGAGGCUCAGAAGAAUUGGCCUGUUUUUUGGCAGUCUUUUUGGGGAAGAUCUGGCAGAAAACAUAAAAACUCGAAUAGACGUGGGGAUUUAAGUCUGUAAUUUGUUUGGAAGAAGAUCCAGGACCGACCAUUCAUGCACCCCAACCACAUUGUGUAUAGAGAGGGCCAAGGGCCCAUGCAAUAGAAGUAAAUAAUUGCAGUUUCCUUGUAGUUUUAAUUACAGACACAUUUUAGUCUAUUUAUCAGUAUGUGUCCACAUAAUGUUUUGAAAAUACACUAGACGUCUGUAAUUAAAACUAUACAGUGAAUUCUAAUGUAGGGGCCCUCGUCGGUGUAGGACAUUCUCUCUCUCUAUUUUCUUAGAAUAUUUCACUGUAUUCAU